UUUGCUUUAGGAUUGUCUUAUUGGACUGAUGGUCAGACUGACAGCACCAAAAUCCAUCCAUACCUUUUCUCCUCUUACUCUACCUCCUCUCUCCCCCUUCCUCUUAUUUUGUCUCUCCUUCUCUCAGCAGACUGUUAAAGUUGAGGCAAGUACUGAGCAAAAGACCACUGUCAGCCCCCCCUUUUCCUCGACUCCUCCACUGUCUCCGCCUCCGAGAGCCAAGAAAGAGGAGGAUCCUGAGAAACUGGCCUUCAUGAUGUCCUUGGGACUUGUAACACAUGACCACUUGGAAGAAAUUCAGAGUAAAAGGCAGGAGCGGAAGCGAAGAACGACAGCCAACCCAGUGUAUAGCGGUGCUGUGUUCGAACCUGAGAGGAAAAAGAGUGCAGUGAGUUACCUGAACAGCCCCCUGCACCAGGGGACCAGGAAAAGAGGUCGUCCACCCAAAUACAGCAGCGUCCUGGAGCUGGGCAGCCUCACCCCGACCUCCCCCUCCAGCCCCGUCCAUCCCCUCCCCCUGCCCAGCCCCAGCUCUGGGGAUGGAGACAUCCAUGAGGAUUUCUGCACUGUGUGCAGACGCAGUGGCCAGUUGCUCAUGUGCGACACGUGUUCUCGUGUUUAUCACCUGGACUGCCUGGAUCCACCCCUGAAAACCAUUCCUAAAGGCAUGUGGAUCUGUCCAAAAUGUCAAGAUCAGAUCCUGAAAAAAGAAGAAGCCAUUCCAUGGCCUGGUACCCUGGCUAUUGUUCAUUCCUAUAUAGCUUACAAAGAAGCUAAAGAAGAGGAGAAACAGAAGCUAGUGAAAUGGAGUUCUGAACUGAAAUUAGAACGAGAACAGCUGGAACAGAGAGUUAAACACCUUAGCAACUCUAUAACGAAAUGUAUGGAGACAAAGAACACCAUUCUGGCUCGUCAGAAGGAAAUGCAGCUUUCUCUGGACAAAGUCAAACAUCUAAUUCGCCUCAUCCAAGCCUUCAGUUUUAACCGAGCUCUGGCAGAGACAGAGGGUACAGGUGGCAGUACCAGAAUCAGGAACAGCACUGAAGGCGGGAGCAAAACUGAAACGGCAUCAGAAGUUAACUCUGUAGAGAAAAUGGAGAUUGAGCGCUCUACAUCCAGCAGCAACACUGAUGUUACAGAGAAACAGCAGGAGCCUGGAGCUGCAGGAAAUGACCAGACAUCAGUAGUACCAAGAGGAGUAACAGAUUGCCAGGGUGUUCUAGAUGAGGGCACCAUCCUAACAGCAAGUCAGAACCCUGCAAGGGCUGCGCCUGGUUUCAUUGUAGGGGGCAAGAUUACUCCUGGUGUAGGAACAGGUGGCAACACAGGGACUGGUCCCCAGGCUGAGAUGGUGGUCAGUACCGAUACUGAGGCAUUUCUGGCAGUUGACAAUGCCAGUUCCUCAGUGGUUACAACUGUUGUCACCACCAACGGCACCACCGGGCUGGUCUGCCCUAACUACAGCCCCAUGGAAGCCUGCGCUAUCAAUGCUACGACCAACUCUGAGAACAAGAUAGCUGCUUUCACCACUCCAGACACUGGUGGGGAAGAAACAAAGAAGAUCACUGAGAGUGAUGGCAGCAACACCAACAACAGCAAAACCUCAGAAUCCUCCCAGCAUUCUUUGCCAGCUCUUCUCAGCAGUUUGGACAAUAAAAAGUAAUGCUAUAUCUCUUGAGUUACCGGAAUUCAAACACAUAUAUAUUAAAAAGACUUGUGCUUGCACCUUAAGGUGCUCAAAAGUUGCCAAUCUGUAUAAAUGUUGUUUGUUUGCAUUGUAUUGUCAGACUGUGUCAAUGGUAGAUAUACAGCCCAAGUCAAAUGGCUCUGGGAAGAUGUAGGCUAUUCCACCCACAGAUCUUGGGAAAGGAAGCCUUAUGUACCAGUGUCAUUUUGCCAAUUAGUGGUAGACGUCAGUUGUGAGAAUGCUCAAAGGGAAAAUCAUUUCAUCAUCACACCAGUGUGUGCCUGUUAUAGCGGCCCCUGUGUUCUCUGGCAGUGUAGGAAGAUAGGUUCAGGUCAGGACGAUAACUGAGAACAUGGAACCAAACAUCUCUCUGGGGUAACUGGUUAAAAAAGCCAAAAAAAAAAACCCAACAACAACAACAAAAAAAAACUGUU
Thalassophryne amazonica is the source of this 2121-nucleotide messenger RNA. Its product is annotated as PHD finger protein 21A-like. The transcript is spliced from 9 exons. Gene Ontology annotation, molecular function: chromatin binding. Bases 29 to 1663 code for a protein of 544 amino acids. Gene Ontology annotation, biological process: negative regulation of transcription by RNA polymerase II. Lineage: Eukaryota; Metazoa; Chordata; Actinopteri; Batrachoidiformes; Batrachoididae. Gene Ontology annotation, cellular component: histone deacetylase complex. The record is from RefSeq and is a predicted model, not a curated record.